AUGGUUGGCGUGCCGGGACGUUCGAAAGCAUGCAACACCUGCAAGAAGCGUAGAAUAAGAUGUGGCCUCGAGAGACCGCAAUGCGCCAACUGUGUCAAGUCGAAUCGGCUGUGUGCUGGCUACCAGCGCGAGCGGGUCUUCAUCGUCAAUCAAGCGGUUCAUCCGUUGUCCCAUACGGCUCAAAAGGUCAAACCAGACAGUCCAGAAACCGUAGACGACCAGGAUAUGGGGAUCACCAAUCCGAAACUUCCAAUCUGGAAGCAGAAGCACCGGCACCCGAAGCCGUCCACUAGUCGCCAAAUCUCACUCAUCCCGGCCUACCGCCAACAGCUCCUGGACAACUACAUCCGCACCACCAUUCCCGACGUGUCACACGCCGGUCCAGGCGCCACCUGGUGGGUUCAAUCCCUCGCCCAGCUCCCCUCGCACACCCCCGUCCUCGCAACCGCUAUCCUUGCCGUUUCGCUCUCCAAAGCCGCCAGUGUCCACCAUGACGCCAACCUCCGCCUGCAGUCUCUCGAGCACUACACCACAGGCCUCUGGGAGCUGCAGAAAGCCCUCUGGUCCCCCGACGAGAUGUACCGGGACGAGACGCUCGCAGCGUGCCUCCUGCUGGCCGUCUACGAGCUCAUCGAAUGUCCCGGCGGCUCACGCGUGGGCUUCAUCAGCCAUCAGGACGGCGCGGCGCGGCUGGUGCAGCUGCGGGGACCAGAGGCGCACGUUGACGGCUUCGGACACGCGAUGUUCCUGGCCUAUCGAAACAUGGGGAUUCUGCAUGGUUUGGAUCGGCGGACGCCGCUGUUUCUGGCCGAGGGAGACUGGAUGACGGUGCCGUUCCAGAAGCAUCCCAAGGGCAUGGGUGAGCGCAUUUGGGACGCCAUUGCUCAGGCUCCCCGAGUGUUCCAACGGACAGAUGAGAUGCAGAGGAGCGUGCCGGUGAGGAGUCUGUGUAUUGCGUUGGAGGCAUUGGAGUAUUGUUGGGAGGUCGAUGGCGAUCUGGAAAAGCUGUACAAGGAGUUGGAAGCCAGUAUUCCCGGGCCUUUGUUCUGGCCAGAGUUGGCUGAGAAGGGGACGGCAGUCGGUGGUGAAGAGGAAUGCGACGAAGCUAGGGAGGGGACACUGUUCCCAGUUGCGUACAAAUUCUUCAAUUUGAGGAUGGCCAUGGUGCUAUUGAGCUACUGGAGCCUGUUGACAAUUGUUUACAACGGCAUGAUGCUGUUGCAUCGCGUGCUGGAGACUCUGCCUGUGGACAGAAAGGCGGUCAAGGCUUUGGGAGAUAAGGUUCCCGCGGCACUGUUGCGUGGUAUCAGCGCCGACUGUCCGCCUGGCUGUGCGUGCGGCGGCGACCCGGACGUUCCUUGCAUAGUGAGGUUCGACAUGAGCACAAUUCGACCUCUAGAACACAGGGGAAACGUCCUUGGUCCAGUCAGAGACAUCUGCCAGACAGUGGAGUACUGCACCCAGCCACAGAUGCGAGACAUGGGUUGGACCAGCAUUGUUGCACCGCUGACGAUCGCGGUGGAAACCAUCAAGGAGUAUGAUUGGUGCCGAAGAGAGCGGGAAUGGGGUAGGCAUGUCUUGAGGGGCUUUCAUCGCCAGCUGCCGUACCUGAAGAACAUGUGGUACUGA
This is a messenger RNA of Cyphellophora europaea CBS 101466, 1629 nucleotides long. RefSeq lists its product as uncharacterized. Gene Ontology annotation, molecular function: DNA-binding transcription factor activity, RNA polymerase II-specific; zinc ion binding. Lineage: Eukaryota; Fungi; Ascomycota; Eurotiomycetes; Chaetothyriales; Cyphellophoraceae. Bases 1 to 1629 code for a protein of 542 amino acids. Gene Ontology annotation, biological process: regulation of DNA-templated transcription. The transcript is spliced from 2 exons. The record is from RefSeq and is a predicted model, not a curated record.